This is a messenger RNA of Cyanistes caeruleus (blue tit), 1808 nucleotides long. The record is from RefSeq and is a predicted model, not a curated record. NCBI's taxonomy places the organism in Eukaryota, Metazoa, Chordata, Aves, Passeriformes, Paridae.
AUCAAGUCCAACCUUGGACCAAAUACCACCAUACCCACUAAACCAUACUGAGAAUAAUAAGUUGGAGAUCUGUCAACAACACCUAAUUUUUGGAAACAAGCUUCUGUUAGUUGUCACCAUCAUCCUUCUGUCAGUAGUUACAUCAAUAUCUAGAAGUUUUAAAGACAAGAAUUGUAGAACUGUUGUUUUUCAGUGGUACUGCAGGUGAAAGUUCAGUGCAGAACCCCAAGGUGUGUGAGCUCAGGUGUAGUCAUGCUGCUUAUGGAACAAAGCCUCUGUUUCCCAAGGCUUUGAAAAUGUUUUCUACUGGAUUGAAACUGGCGAGACAUUGCAAAAGGCAAAUCAUCUGAACCACUCCAAACCUGUUCAGUGGAGUGAGGCACAGCCUUGUGGGUGAACCUGACACAUCCCAGCCUGCUCCUCAGCUCCUUGGGUUCAUUUGCUUCUGUCACGCUCUUGGAAUUGGCUUCUGAAUGAAUGGACAAGUGGUAUGUCUGCAACACUGAACAGUUGUCUGAAUCCCUUCAACCUAUUUUUGUCCAGAGUUACCUUGACCAAGGAACACAGAUCUUCUUAAACAACAGCAUUGAGAAGUCAGGCUGGCUGUUUAUCCAGCUCUAUCACUCUUUUGUGUCCUCUAUUUUUAGCCUUUUUAUGUCUAGAACAUCUAUCAAUGGGCUGCUGGGAAGGGGCUCAAUGUUUGUGUUUUCCCCAGAACAAUUUCAAAGACUGCUUAAAAUAAAUCCUGAAUGGAAAUCCCACAGACUUCUCGAUUUAGGGGCUGGAGAUGGAGAAGUCACUAAAGUUAUGAGUCCUCACUUUGAAGAAAUCUAUGCCACUGAAUUGUCUGAAACUAUGAUAUGGCAGCUUCAGAAGAAGAAAUACAGGGUGCUUGGUGUAAAUGAAUGGCAAAACACAGGAUUUCAGUACGAUGUUAUCAGCUGUUUGAAUUUGCUGGAUCGCUGUGAUCAACCACUGACUGUAUUAAAAGAUAUUAGAAGUGUACUGGAGCCAACCAGAGGCAGAGUCAUCCUAGCACUGGUUCUGCCAUUUCACCCCUAUGUAGAAAAUGUAGGUGGCAAGUGGGAAAAGCCCUCAGAAGUUUUGGAAAUCAAAGGGCACACUUGGGAAGAACAGGUGAACAGCCUGCCAGAAGUUUUCAGUAAAGCUGGUUUUGCCAUCGAGGCUUUCACCAGACUGCCCUACCUCUGUGAAGGUGACAUGUACAAUGACUACUACGUGCUGGAUGAUGCUGUCUUCGUCCUCAAGCCCGUGUAAGCCUGUGUGAAGUAAAGCUCCACAAUCUAACCCAAGAAGCAGCCUCUGAAAGAGGGUUUUGAUUUAUGGUUACUUAAAGGGAGGGAAUUUUGGGAUUGCCAUGCUAAAUAAAUAUCAUGUAAGAAAUUUAAAGGCAAAAAUACUAAUGUAUUUCUUUGUAGUGUGAUUAGCAGGGGGGGAGGAAAAAAAUGUUGUUUUUUAAAUGGACUCCUUGCUGAGUAUUUCUUUUUUACCAGCUCUUAAACCAACAUUGCAUUCUGCAAUCCAGCAGCAAUGGGGGAUAUUUUUUUAUACUUACCUGCAACAGAGAUCAUAUCCAAAGAAAAGCAAUAGUCUUUAUAAUGGUGAAACUGAUACAGUGUGAACUGUUGUGAAAGAAAUCAAGCAAAAUCUGGCAAUAAAGUUACCUAUUCAGUUCAAGCCUUGUUGAAUAAAACUGUUGAAAUGGAUUAUCUUCCAUGCUAAGUUACUUUUUCUCUUACUGUCAUUCUUCACGUUUUUAAUCAUGCUAAUAAACUUUUUUGAGAUGA